CUCGGCUCUUUCCGUCUGUAUCUCUCCCUUCUUUCUCUCACUGGAACACAUGAGAUUCUCCUCCCGAAACCUGAACCGCAGCAGCAGAGGCAUCGACCCCCUCCCCACACGCACACACAACAUGGCUACAAUCGUAACCUCGACCAGGUUUACGGACGAGUAUCAGCUUUACGAAGAGCUGGGAAAGGGCGCGUUCUCCGUGGUGCGGAGAUGUGUGAAAAAAUCCACUGGCCAGGAAUAUGCUGCUAAAAUUAUUAACACAAAGAAACUGUCAGCAAGAGAUCACCAGAAACUGGAACGUGAAGCUCGAAUCUGCCGUCUACUCAAGCACCCCAAUAUCGUUCGGCUCCAUGACAGUAUCUCAGAAGAGGGUUUCCAUUACCUGGUGUUUGACCUUGUGACUGGGGGGGAGUUGUUCGAGGAUAUCGUCGCCAGAGAGUAUUACAGUGAAGCUGACGCAAGCCAGUGCAUCAAUCAGAUCCUGGAGAGCGUCAAUCAUAUUCACCAGCAUGACAUUGUGCACAGAGACCUUAAGCCUGAGAACCUGCUGUUGGCCAGCAAGAUGAAGGGUGCAGCAGUCAAAUUGGCUGAUUUUGGGCUGGCCAUCGAGGUGCAGGGUGACCAACAGGCCUGGUUUGGUUUUGCAGGCACACCUGGCUACCUGUCUCCAGAGGUCUUGAGAAAAGAUCCCUACGGGAAACCUGUGGACAUCUGGGCCUGUGGUGUGAUCCUGUAUAUUCUACUAGUGGGUUACCCUCCAUUUUGGGAUGAAGAUCAACAUAAGUUAUACCAGCAGAUCAAGGCAGGAGCUUAUGAUUUUCCAUCUCCGGAGUGGGAUACCGUUACCCCCGAGGCCAAGAACCUCAUUAACCAAAUGCUGACCAUCAACCCUGCCAAGAGGAUCACCUCGGAACAGGCCCUCAAGCACCCAUGGGUCUGCCAACGGUCCACAGUGGCAUCCAUGAUGCACCGUCAGGAGACAGUGGAGUGCUUGCGCAAGUUCAACGCCCGCAGAAAACUCAAGGGAGCCAUUCUGACCACUAUGCUGGUUUCUAGGAACUUCUCAGUGGGUCGGCAGCAUACCAGCCCUGCUGCUCCCACCACAAGCACUGCCGCUCUUGCACAGGAAGCAUGCAAAAGUUUACUCAAAAAGGCAGAUGGAGUCAAGCCCCAGACAAACAACACUAAAAACAGUGUAGUGAGCGCUGUAGUGAACGCCAUGAAAGAAAGCAACACAGCCGCCUCUGCACCAAUGGAGCCACAAACCACAGUUGUGCACAACCCUGCUGAUGGACCCAAGGGCUCCACAGAGAGCUGCAACACCACUGAGGAAGAGGAUAUGAAAGGUAGGAGAGCCGAGAGCGCACAGGGGGCGAGCUGUGACAGUGCCGUGAUGAGUCAGUGCAGUGCCGGGGACGAGCCGCCCGUUCUGGUGGCUUCACCGCAGGGUUCUCCAGCCACUCGUAAGCAAGAGAUUAUAAAGAUCACAGAGCAGUUGAUCGAAGCCGUCAACAAUGGAGACUUUGAAGCAUAUACAAGAAUCUGUGAUCCUGGCCUGACCUCUUUCGAGCCUGAAGCUCUUGGGAACCUGGUGGAGGGGAUGGACUUCCACAAGUUUUAUUUCGAGCACUUGCUAAGUAAGAACAACAAACCCGUGCACACCACUAUCCUGAACCCUCACGUUCACCUCAUCGGAGAAGACGCCGCCUGCAUCGCAUACAUCCGGCUGACGCAGUACAUCGACAGCCAGGGCCGCCCGAGCAGCUGCCAGUCGGAGGAGACCCGCGUCUGGCACCGCCGCGACAGCAAGUGGCUUAACGUCCAUUUCCAUUGCUCGGGGGCACCAGCCGCCCCAUUACAGUGAACCGCAUGGGACGCAGCUUGCCUGGAUUCUCAAGACAAUGGGAACGUUUCUUCUUUGUGGCCGGACGGGCACAUGAAGGCCAGCUGGAUGACGGCUCUUAAAGUUACAGACACACCAGUGAGGAACUCUUAACAACAUCCAGUUCAACUGUCAACACCACCUAUCCUGUCCAAUCUUUGACCAACGGGAGCUGGCCGCGGCCGCGCCCGAGGGACGGUGCAUGUAUCUGACGCCCACAUGGGGGUGCUGUUUUGUCCUUUUCCCAUGGAACCAUCUUUUUUUGCCCGUUAAAGAUGUUCAGAAGGUGUUGUACGUACUGAUCUAUGAAUUCAUGAAUAUACUGUAUAUUGUAAAAAAUCACUAGCUGAAACAGAAGCUACAAUCAAGUUCGAAAAGCAUUUAUGUAAGUAAAACAUGACGGGAGGGGGCGUGUCGCGGGGGUUCGAAAGUCACAAAAUGGAAACACUGCUCAAGUUUACAGGGUCUCGAACACCUCAUCUUGUACACUUUGCAGGUUUUUGCAUCCAAAAUCGUAAGACGAGAAUGAGUCCGCUGAGCGACAGAUAAAUCGUUCGGAAGUUCUUCAUAUCAAAAAGGAAAAGAACCAAAGUGUAGUUUUUAGUCUUUUUAAGGAACGUUUCUGUUUGGUGUUGGUUUUCUUUAUGUAACCGGGGUCUGAGAAGGUUUGUGCGGCUCCGGUGAUAGUAUUUUCCUGUUUAUGUGGAGCUCUUUAUUUUCCUUGAUUUUUCUUCUGUGUAACAAAGUAUUUCUGUGUUCAGUUUGAAUUUUUAAAACUUGUAUUUUUUAAGUUAACCUAGAUAAUAGUAGAUCUCUACAGAUAUCCUGAUAUAUUGAUGAGGAGAUGAAACACUCGCCAUCCAGGUUAAGGGUAAGAUGUAGUUUCCGAUCGCGCUGUGUAUGUUUGCGUGAGAUGGAAGGUAAUAGAAAUGUAAUCUUAUAUAGGUUUAAUAAGUUGACUCCUGCUUCAAGUGCAUAUGAAGAAAGUAUGAAAGCCCUCAGAAACAGACCAACUGGUUAACAGCACAAUUCCAAAUACAGACCAGAAUAUUCGGCCCUCCGGUUUUAAAUGGUCACAGUAGAGUCGUCCACUGUCUCUAAACGGAUCAAAUCUGAUCUUCAAUGCCCCCCAUCUGAUCUCAAAGAGAACAAGUAUAACUAAAAAAUAGCUGAUGUUAGUAGUUGAGGAUGGGGCUUUGAGCAGUGUCGUGAAUCUUCUUAAAACGUACAGUAGAAUCACACACACACACACACACACACACAGUUGUUACCGUAAAAGUGUGCGGUUGUUUUAGUAACGUUUGAUGUGUCUAAAUCACCCUGUCCUCAAUGUCGUCGUGCUUCAUGUUGGUGACGGGUGUCAAAGCUGUAAAUACACGAGGAGCGGGUGGGGAGCUCUGGAAACACUUUGCCAUAGUUACAUUGUUUAAAAUCACCAUUUUAAUGUUUGUACGAUUCAGAUUCACAGAAAUCUUUUCACCACAAACUAUGUUACGUUUUAUGGCACUGACUAUUUAAACAGCGUUUUAAUAUAACUGUUACUUAACUGUUAGAAGUGAGGGUUUGAGUUUUGUGAGUGAUGCAUUUGAAGCGUUUGUAGUUGCAGGAAUGUUCCUAGAUGCGUUGUUUUUGUCUUUAGAUGCUAGAUUUUAGUUUCAGAGGCAGUUUAUUGUGAAAACAAAAGACGACUUCAUCCCCUCGGAGCACACAUCAGUCUUUUGUAUCGACAAAGUUUUCGGUCUGUAAAUACAUGUAGUGUUCACACACCUCUCAUCGUGUGCUGGGCUUCGUGACAUAUCAGAUCUGUAUAUCUGCACGGGUGUAAGUGCGCGCGUGCGUUUGUUACCUUUACGACAGCGUCCUUCAACGUGGUGAUGUCGUCAGGUUGUGACGCUUUGAUUAUGUCUUUUGCUCUAUUUCUUGUAUUGUUUAUUUGAUUUCCUCGUUUUUGUGCUAUGGGGGACUGCUGCCUUGCCUGGCCAAACUACAACUACACUCUCUUUACAAUUUUUUGUUAAUCCAUCCUUUUCUGUACAUGGUCGACGACUUCAACUCCAUGAAAGCGAAAAUGAAUGAUGGCAACGAGAAGACACUAGAAUUAGAGAAAUAAACGUCCACCCCUUGAAAUCUUGGUAUACAUAUUGGGCCAGAAUGAACAAAGAUUCUUCUGGCCCACCCGUCCAAACACAGGAGAAAUCAAACACACCGGCGGAUGUGCAUGUCUACUUUCUUGGUAAAUCUUUUUUUUCCACUAUUGUGUGUUUACUUAAUAAAAAAAGAGAAAAAUAUGUCAUAGUAUUUGCAUCUCGACAUGAAAACCAAUCCAUUGGGAAUUAUGUGACAUACCAUAUUUAAAACGGAAAAAAUUUGAAAAUAGUGAAAAAAAUAUAUAUAUAUAAAAGAAAAGCCUCUGCUUGGUAUGCUCCCCUCAUUCUAAGUAACUCUAUUGCAUUGUAAUGGUAUACUAUUGGGCUUCGUAUAUACUCGGAGUUUAAACAUGGAUGCUGGAUUUUGCAUGAUCAUACAUUUAAUAAAACCAUGAAAUGACAACUAUCAAGUGUUUGUCUGAAUGUUAGUAGGUCUUCAUCAUAGCUUUGUUAUUAUUGAAACUUGAUCUGAAAAGUAUUUAAUAAAAAGAGCAUUUCUGCGG
This is a messenger RNA of Triplophysa rosa, 4532 nucleotides long. RefSeq names its product calcium/calmodulin-dependent protein kinase (CaM kinase) II gamma 1 (gene camk2g1). Gene Ontology annotation, cellular component: cytoplasm; neuron projection. NCBI's taxonomy places the organism in Eukaryota, Metazoa, Chordata, Actinopteri, Cypriniformes, Nemacheilidae. The transcript is spliced from 22 exons. Bases 50 to 1864 code for a protein of 604 amino acids. Gene Ontology annotation, biological process: protein phosphorylation. The record is from RefSeq and is a predicted model, not a curated record. Gene Ontology annotation, molecular function: calmodulin binding; ATP binding; calcium/calmodulin-dependent protein kinase activity.